AUGACCGACCUGCGACGGCUUAACAAGAUCAAUAGCGCAAAAAGACAAAAACAUAGCCAUAACUAUAUGGCAACAAAGUCACUGAUACCAACAUUGGCGAACUAUAUCGAGCGGCCCAGUACAGCUAGUGUUGAAGAUAUAAGCACAUCAAGUGCUUUAUAUGGUCCCCUUUUGUCCAAGUCUUUUGAAUCAAGACAAUACAUUUUGAAAGAUUUUAGAGAUUUAAUACUUGCAGGUGACGUUAAUAAGAUUCGAGAAGCAGUAGCCCAUUUGAUCGGAAAAAACCACUUAUCUACUAAUGAAUGGAGUACAUAUGAUGAAAAGGCACUUACAGAUUAUCAAGAAUGCUAUGUUAAAUGUUUGCUAGAUAUGGGAGAGAUUGAAAGUGCCACGAUCUUUAUGUUGCAUCUUCAUAGAGAAAAAGCAAAAGAUGGGAAGGAAGGUACUCGAAUAGUAUAUAAGCACUUCCCAUUGUUAUUGCAGGUGGCAAGUAAUGCAAGCGUGCGUUAUUUCCCCCAAAAUGCAUAUUGCAUCUUGCAACUUUUGAAUAAUUUUGAUAAAGCUGUUGUUGAAUCUAAGGACUUGUACAGGAGUUUGUUAUAUCUAAGUUCAUCUACAUUAGGAAAUUAUUUUGCAAAUUACUUGUUUUUCAAACUAUGGAAGGAUGGAUCAUUGCAAGUAUUGAGCUCACAACAGUUGGCAGAUGUUGUUGAGUCGAUGCUAAGUGUCAAUAUCGACAAUGGUGACUCUAUUAAAGCAAUGGAAGUUUGGAAUAUCACUUACAAGCAUUUAAGCGCACAAGUUCCUUAUAGAAAUAUUCGAAAAAUUUCUAGUUUGUUGAUUGCGUUGGUUACGAUCCAUCAUAACACGACAACACUGUUGGAAUUGCUUGUGAACUUACCUACAGUAUUCAACACACUGGACAUGAUUGAUUUCAAAAUUUCUUUUUAUGCAGACCAUGACCAUCACUUGUUUCGCACCACAGUCCAAGACUUAAAAACUCCACUUCGUAGAACAUCACUAACUGGCUUAUUAAAAGGAUAUUUAGCUUUGGGAGAUGACAAAACAGUACAAAAAGUGGUUAAUACAAUCAAACUGCACUCGCUGCUCAAUGCAAAGGAGAAUGAAUUGUUGAUCAAAACGAGGUGGAGUAAGGGCAAAUUUGACGAAUGUAAAUCAAAGGUAAAGAGUCUUAACCUUGAUGAAGCCAAAUUGGCGUAUCUAUUCAUAUUUAGUAAAGUUGCAUCUUGCAAAGAUUGCAAAUUCUUUAAUGAUUUAUAUAACAAGUUCUCGGUUCUACCACCAAACGACCAUGUACGAGAACAAUUUACGAUUGAAGUUUUGAAAAGGAUAUGCAAAGUCAACUUGCGCCAAGGUAUCCGAUACUAUAUCAAGUUUGUACGCGCUGUAAACCAGCAGAUUUACAAAUCCAAUACAUACUAUUUGAAAAUAGAUCUUGAGCGGUACAAUCUACCAAACAAUUUUGUGAAACUCCUUCAUCUUACUCCUGCAGGCAUGGUGGAGUGUCUCAAAAUUCUUGCUAGAUUAGCAGUGUAUCACCAGGACAAAGUAUCACUCAAAUGGACCAUAGACGAGUUAAGACGUUCGGGUUGGGAUUUUCCAUCUAUAAUAGAAUACUUGCGAGCUUUUGAUAAUGCAAAUUAUUUGCACCAGGUUCUUAAACCAAGACUACUACAAUAA
Molecule: messenger RNA, 1701 nt
Organism: Lodderomyces elongisporus
Lineage: Eukaryota; Fungi; Ascomycota; Pichiomycetes; Serinales; Debaryomycetaceae
Exons: 2
Coding region: 1-1701 (566 amino acids)
Source: RefSeq, a predicted model, not a curated record